This is a messenger RNA of Fonticula alba, 1600 nucleotides long. Its product is annotated as isovaleryl-CoA dehydrogenase, mitochondrial. The coding region runs from base 212 to 1483 and encodes 423 amino acids. The record is from RefSeq and is a predicted model, not a curated record. Gene Ontology annotation, molecular function: flavin adenine dinucleotide binding; 3-methylbutanoyl-CoA dehydrogenase activity. Gene Ontology annotation, biological process: L-leucine catabolic process. NCBI's taxonomy places the organism in Eukaryota, Rotosphaerida, Fonticulaceae. The transcript is spliced from 5 exons.
UUUUCCCCGAAGAUACGACCUCCGUCCCUUCCUCUGGUCUUCGGGCUCCUGGGUCCGGGCUAAGUCGUCUUUUGAUGGGGGAAUUUUUCGGGCGCAUCCACGACCCUUCUCCGCGCCGGGAGCAUCGCGCCAGCCAAGAUCGGUGAAGCCGCGCUUGUUCCUCCGCCUUUCCCUUUUCUGCCCUCCCUCCCCCUUCUCCCCAUCCUCCACCAUGUUCACCGCCAUUGCUGCUACCAGCCGCCACGCGGCGAAGCAGGCCGUUGUCCGGCCCGGCCCGGCCCUGGUCACCCGUGCCAUGUCCAUGGAUCCCUUCAACACCGACGCCCUGUCUGACCUGCCGGAGGACCUGCAGAUGUUGCGCAACACCGUGCGUGACUUCUGCGCCGCCGAGCUGGCCCCCAUUGCCCAGUCGGUGGACAAGGAGAACGAGUUCCCCAUGCACAUGUGGCGCAAGCUGGGUGACCUUGGUGUUCUCGGUAUGACCGCCCCGGAGGAGUAUGGCGGUGUCAACAUGGGCUACUUCGCCCACUGCCUGGUGAUGGAGGAGAUCUCCCGUGCCUCCGGCUCUGUGGCCCUGUCGUAUGGCGCCCACUCGAACCUGUGCGUCAACCAGAUCGUGCGCAACGGCAAUGCCGACCAGCGCGCCAAGUACCUGCCGAAGCUCAUUUCCGGUGAGUACAUCGGUGCUCUGGCCAUGUCCGAGGCCGGCUCCGGCAGUGACGUCGUCUCCAUGCGUCUGUCGGCCGUGAAGAAGGGCGAUAAGUACAUUCUCAACGGCACCAAGUUCUGGAUCACCAACGGCCCGGAUGCCGAUGUGCUCGUGGUCUACGCCAAGACCGACCCCUCGGCCGGGCCUCAUGGCAUCACCGCCUUCCUGGUUGAGAAGGGCAUGCCCGGCUUCUCCACCUCGCCCAAGCUGGACAAGCUGGGCAUGCGUGGCUCCAACACCUGUGAGCUGGUCUUCGACAAUGUCGAGGUCCCGGCCGAGAAUAUCCUCGGUGAGGAGGGCAAGGGUGUUUACGUCCUGAUGAGCGGUCUCGACUAUGAGCGUCUGGUUCUGGCUGCCGGUCCGGUCGGCCUCAUGCAGGCCGCCCUCGAUAUCACGGUCCCCUACGUCCAUGACCGUAAGCAGUUCGGUCAGCCGAUUGGUGAGUUCCAGCUCAUGCAGGGCAAGCUGGCCGACAUGUACACCAAGACCAUGGCCUCUCGCUCGUACCUGUACGCCGUGGCUCGUGCUUGUGAUCGUGGCCAGGUGUCCAACAAGGAUUGUGCCGGUGUCAUCCUCUACUGUGCCGAGCGCGCCACCGAGGUGGCUCUCGAUGCCAUCCAGUGCCUGGGCGGCAACGGCUACAUCAACGACUACCCGGCUGGCCGGAUCAUGCGCGAUGCCAAGCUCUAUGAGAUUGGCGCCGGCACUUCGGAGAUCCGCCGCAUGCUCAUCGGCCGUGAGUUCAACAAGUUCUAUGCCAAGAACCGCAACUAAGCUGGACAUGUCUCCGCCCCCCGCCCGACUGCCUUUCCCUCCUGUUGCACGUGUGGCCAUCCUUGUCCGUCGAACUUUUCAGGGCGUAUGUGGCCCCUGACGGAAUAAAAAAAAAAC